Molecule: messenger RNA, 1211 nt
Organism: Fundulus heteroclitus (mummichog)
Lineage: Eukaryota; Metazoa; Chordata; Actinopteri; Cyprinodontiformes; Fundulidae
Gene: cmc1
Product: C-x(9)-C motif containing 1
Exons: 4
Coding region: 119-442 (107 amino acids)
Cellular component (GO): mitochondrion
Source: RefSeq, a predicted model, not a curated record
GGGAUUUGUAGUUCCUGAAACCUCAAAUCGACGUCAGCGGAAGUGUGUGAACGUACGCGAGCAGCGGCUAGGUGACAUUGGAGCUUGUUUUGUAAUGUUUUGAGCAACUUUUUCAACGAUGGCGUCAACAAACGCAGAGGAAAUCCCCCUGAGACAUGUGGAGAAGGAUGUCCUGAUCCCCAAAAUGAUGAGGGAGAAAGCCAAGGAGCGCUGUGCAGACCGGGUUGAAGCCUUCAACAGCUGCUGCAAAGAGUCUGGCUUCUUAAUGGUGUUUAAGUGUCAAGAGGAAAACUCAGCCCUGAAGGAAUGCCUGACACAACACUACCAGGAUCCUGCAUUUUUUGAAGAGUGCAAGCGACUGUAUAUUCAAGAGAAACUGGAAUUUGAGAGGACGGGGAUCCCUGCCAAGAACAGGACCCAGAAACUUCCAACCAGCAUGUAAUAACUAAAAUGAUAACAAGAUGUCUUUCUUUUGGGCGCCCAAACUCAGACUCCAUAAAAUACUGAGAGAGUUUGGCCAGGUUUAUUAUUCAGAAACCUAAAAGACUGUGUUAUGUGAAAAUGGCAAUUCUUUGUUUUGCAAGAGUGGCUAAUAUCCAGUCCGUGUGUACAAUGGGCCAUAAGUGUUGCACGGUGAAGUCAUGAGGAGAAUGAGCACACAACAUCACUCCAGAAGAAUUUCAAGCACUGCAGGAUUUUGGCUUCGAUGUUACACUGUUAAUUUGAGGAACUUGUGUUGAUUUACCUACAUCAAUGGUAUCGAAGCCACUGGAUGGUUGUUUUUGCCUUGUUAUCAGUACAAGAAUCUGUGUCACUUUUAUAGAGUCAGAAAAAUACUAGAAUUUUACAAAAAGAAAAGCUUGAAACAACCCCUUGGAAUUUGCCAGGAAUUAGAAUAAGUAAAAUUAUAAUAUGGCUACUCAUAGUGCUUCAAAGAGAAGUGUUUGCAGAUUUGUUGUGAUUGUAAUUUUUUUAAAAGAAAUCAAUGACUUCCUGCUUAAGAAUCAGUCUAAACUAAACCACCGUAGAAAUGUUUGGAUUUUCUUCACUCUAAAGACAAAUAACUGUCUUUAAAUGAAAAGUAACUUGAGUGUUUUUUUUUUUUCAUUUUCAUAAGUGUUACUUUUGCUUUCUGAUUUUUUUUUUUUAAGGUUUUGCAUUCUGAGCAACUUGCUUGGAGGAAUAAAAGUUAAAUCUAUUAUCUGCUAUUA